This is a messenger RNA of Brassicogethes aeneus, 1740 nucleotides long. NCBI's taxonomy places the organism in Eukaryota, Metazoa, Arthropoda, Insecta, Coleoptera, Nitidulidae. The record is from the annotation of a GenBank genome assembly.
AUAACGAAGUAGAACGUCGAGUUGAAAAGAACCCGUGCGUUUAUCAGUGUAAAGUUAUCGUGUUUAUUAUACAUACAGUUCAAGUUUACAAAUGGUUGUGUUAGAAGGUGGAGGAAUGUUGUCUGCUGCAGGAAACCAGUAUCUUCAACCGGAUUAUUUAUCUCCAUUACCAACUACUCUUGAUGCUAAAAAGAGUCCCUUAGCUCUUUUAGCUCAAACAUGCAGCCAAAUUGGGGCCGAUAGCCCUCCAUCCAAAACCCUAAUUUCUCCUUUGGAAAAGAACAAGAAAACUGCUUUAGAAUCUAGAAGUUCCCCAGGAUCUGGCCGCGAUAAAAACGAAAAAUCUCACAGAAAUUCGCCGUCGGAAACUAAACUGGCAUUUAAACCAUAUGAAAACAAUGUUAUAUCCAAGAAGUCUGAAGAAACUCGUCCAGCGUCAAAGUCCAGUGUAAAUAACAACAACAAUGAAGAAAAAAAACAAUCAUCUACCCCAGAAAGAAAGUCAGUGUCUCCAGCUAACAGUAGUGCAACCCCAAAUUCUGAAAUUGGCAAAGCAUCGCCAUCGUUUGAACAAAAAUCGCCGACGCCGUCGGCACGAGGUGCUAGCCCGAUUAUCCGAUCUGGAUUGGAGAUCCUACAGGGGCACCCAAAAGACACCCCUCUAGGUACAUACAAACCUAGCGCUCUGCCAUCAAGCUUAUCAGGUGGUUUAAGUGGGCAUUUAAGUUCUUUGUGCUAUCCUCCUGGACUUGAACACACCACAAAUCCAGCAUUUAGACCUCCAUUCCCUGGUGCACCAUUCUCAAAUCACCAUGCAGCUAUGCUUUCGGGAUAUCCAGGUGCCGCUCCAGGUCCGUACUUAAGUUACGCGCGUGUUAAAACCCCAUCCGGCGGAGAAGCUCUAGUGCCAGUGUGUAAAGACCCUUACUGCACCGGGUGUCAGUUUAGCAUGCAAAAUCAACAGCUAUUGAUGAGCGGGGCUUCAACGCCUUGUCCAUCGGGCUGUACUCAGUGCGACCACCAAAAGUAUAAUUUGGCUAUGGCCAUGUCUAUGGUGCCACCUGGACCAGUGCCGCCAUCCAGUUUAGCCUAUCCUCAUCUAGGGCGGCCUUACAUCUGUAACUGGAUUGCUGGUGAUGCUUACUGCGGCAAAAGGUUUUUGUCUUCCGAAGAGCUUUUGCAGCAUUUAAGAACUCACACUAGUGGUUCAGAUACUGCUUCCGUUGUCACUUCUUCAGCUUCCUCCUUGUUAACUCCCCAUCCUCUCUUUUCAUCGGCAUCGGCGCUCCACAGACAGGGAUAUCCAAACCCACCUUUAAGUCCUUUAUCCGCCUCCAGGUAUCACCCUUAUGGUAAACCAACUUUACCCACGUCUCUGGCAGCAUCGCCAUACAGUGCUUUCAACCCUACAGCACUAGGUGCCUAUUACUCACCCUAUUCUAUGUAUGGACAACGCCUAGGUGCAGCACAUCCAUAGUAAAUAUGUUGACGGAUAUUAAUUCUGUCCAAUAUGCCCUUCUGUGAUAAAUUGUAUAUACAUGUUCUUCAAGCUAAAAGAUUAAGAGUGCAAUGUAAAUGGAAAUAUAUUUAUGUUAUUUAAAACUGUCCAAUAUCUGUUAUUUUCAUUAUAAAAUCUCCAUUAUUAAUUAAGUUUUCUGAAAUAAUGAUGAUUUAAAUAGACUUAAUUUAUGUUGGGAUUAAUUAAUUUAAUUUAAUUAAUUCGAUGAUAAUGCUUUAAUA